AUGACCCAACAUAGCAUUCGUCGCUGGACGCCUAAACACGUCUCUAAAUGGCUGAAAGAAGAAGGCUUCUGUGACUAUGUGGAUCUGCUGUGCAAUAAGCAUCGACUGGAUGGCACCAGUCUGCUCGCCCUCAGUGAGUAUGACCUCCGCUCGCCGCCUCUGGAGCUCAAGGUGCUGGGCGACAUCAAGAGGCUCAUGGUGUCCAUCCGCAAGCUUCAGAAACAGAACGUUGACAUCUUGGAGGAGUUGGGCGUUCCCUUUGACGGCCUCUCUCCUUCCAGCUCUGGCAGCAACUCGGACUGGCUAUGUAAUGGAGACCCAGGCAGAGACUGUGACAGCACUGACACGGCCCCGGUGGGAGAGGAGUACAACCAGUACACUAAUGGAAAGUACAAGCAGCAGAUGAGGCGCCUCGACCCCGAGUACUGGAAGACGGUGCUCAGCUCUGUGUAUGUGGUGUUUGUGUUCGGGUUCACAUCUUUUGUGAUGGUCAUUGUGCAUGAAAGGGUGCCCGACAUGCGCACAUACCCUCCGCUGCCAGACAUUUUUCUUGACAGCGUGCCUAGAAUACCGUGGGCCUUUGCCAUGGCCGAGGCGUGCGGAGUGAUUCUCUGUAACAUCUGGCUUCUGGUUUUGCUGCUACAUAAACAUAGGUCCAUCCUUUUGCGGCGCUUGUGCAGCCUGAUGGGGACGGUGUUCAUGCUUCGCUGCAUCACCAUGUUUGUCACCUCCCUGUCGGUGCCGGGACAACAUCUGCAGUGCUCAGGAAAGAUGUAUGGUGACAUGUGGGCCAAACUGCAGCGGGCUGUAGCGAUCUGGAGUGGUUUUGGAAUGACGCUGACGGGAGUGCACACGUGUGGCGACUACAUGUUCAGUGGCCACACCGUCGUUCUGACCAUGCUUAACUUCUUCGUCACGGAGUACACUCCACGAAGCUGGAACUUUAUUCACACCUUGUCUUGGGUCCUCAAUCUCUUUGGCAUCUUCUUCAUCCUGGCCGCUCAUGAACACUACUCCAUCGAUGUGUUUAUAGCGUUCUACAUCACUACCAGACUCUUCCUGUACUACCACACUUUAGCCAACACUCGGGCGUACCAGCAGAGCCGGCGAGCCCGCAUCUGGUUCCCCAUGUUCUCUUUCUUCGAAUGCAACGUGAACGGGCCCGUCCCCAACGAGUACUGCUGGCCCUUCUCCAGACCUGCUGUGCUGAAAAGGCUCAUUGGAAAAUAAAUGGCUGCAAA
Molecule: messenger RNA, 1241 nt
Organism: Nematolebias whitei (Rio pearlfish)
Lineage: Eukaryota; Metazoa; Chordata; Actinopteri; Cyprinodontiformes; Rivulidae
Gene: samd8a
Product: sterile alpha motif domain containing 8
Exons: 5
Coding region: 1-1230 (409 amino acids)
Biological process (GO): ceramide biosynthetic process
Cellular component (GO): endoplasmic reticulum membrane; Golgi membrane
Molecular function (GO): sphingomyelin synthase activity; protein binding; ceramide cholinephosphotransferase activity
Source: RefSeq, a predicted model, not a curated record